This is a messenger RNA of Rhizophagus irregularis DAOM 181602=DAOM 197198, 1158 nucleotides long. The record is from RefSeq and is a predicted model, not a curated record. Lineage: Eukaryota; Fungi; Glomeromycota; Glomeromycetes; Glomerales; Glomeraceae.
UGGGGGCUUUAUUUUGUCACGUCUAGAAAAGGAAAUGGAGGUUCAGCUGAUAUCGAGAAAAUCCAAACUUAUCUUGAAAUAAAAAUGACAAAAGAUUUUGAACAAAACUGCAAAAGUGCAUUAGGAAUUAUGCGUUCUGCAAUUCUCUCUUGACUUCUUAUACUGGACUAUUGUUUGAAGAAUGCAUCUACUACAUUCAAUAAACAGCAUUGGCUUCUAAUACAAACUUGUCAAGAUAUAUUUGGAAAGCUUUAUGAGUAUGAUGAUGAUGUUUGAAAGUAGUUUCAGGCGUUUCCAAUUUGUAAACCCACCUACUAUUUAUCACCUAAAGCAAGUAUAUAAAGGUGUAGAUGAAGAGAUGUUGCGAAUCUCAAGUGUGAAUGAUAAUGAUAGUCUUCCAAAAGGAAUUUUAAAUAUAAUGUCCAUAGCCAAUAAUGAUAGUUCAUGGAAAACAUUGUGGCAAAUUUAUUUACCUGAUGAAUUUGAGCGAAUAUUCAAUGGGCAGAGUGAUAUUAAAAAUAUGCCUGUAUUUGCUGAAGUUACUAAGAAAUAUAAUUUGCCUAAUUUCUCAAAUGCAUUUGAAGGUUACAUAUUGGAUAAAUUCUUUAAUGAAUCACCUGAGACGCGUCCAACAUUUUAUUUUCCAGAGAAUCGUUGUGGUCCUGAUAUCAUUUUUUUUGUUGAAUUUAAGAAAGUUACGGUUCCAGUUUUUGUUCAAGUGAAAUUAUAUUAUGGUGUUAAAAACUUGGCGCAGGCACUUAGUAUGAUCCAUCCACAUAUGUUUUACAAGAAUAAAAACGAAGUUGUUUAUGAUGAGAAAUCAAAUAAAUCCAUAAUCGAUAAGAUAAUUGAAAAAUGUAAAGUUGGCUCUAUUGGUUUAUUGGUCGCCUAUCUGGCUGAUAUAUUUCAAGAAUCUUAUGUCACAAAUGAUCAUACACAUUAUCUAAAGAAUCGAUCAAGCACGAAACAGCUCAUCAGAAUUAUUGAUUACAAAAAUGCAUCAACUGUCUUUCAAGAAGCUCAUCUACAAUUUCUAGACAAGCUUAAACGCACUGCAAAAAGAAAUAGGAAGGAAGAAGCAAAGAAGCGAGGGUAAAGAAGGGGAGAAUAAUAAAUCAAAAAAAUCAAGAAAACCAAGAAAAAAACCCAGGAAUCAAU